Rotaria sordida is the source of this 513-nucleotide messenger RNA. The record is from the annotation of a GenBank genome assembly. Lineage: Eukaryota; Metazoa; Rotifera; Eurotatoria; Philodinida; Philodinidae.
AUGAUUAUUCCACCAAAUGUUAUAGUACAAGCAUCAAAAUUCGGAAAAAUCACUGCUGCAAACCAUUAUAUAUUUUUAAAUGAUGUACUACGUCCUUGUGUACAUAAAAAAUUUCUUCUCUUCCUUGAUUCUUGGACAAUUCAAACUGAUCAAAAUAAAUUUCGAAAAGUAUUUCCACAUCAAGACAGUCAACUAUUGAUUUUUCCCAAAGGAUCAACCGGUCAUAUUCAACCUCAAGAUUUAUCAUUACUUCGUUCAUGGCGAUAUUUCCACAAGAAAAUCGAACACUAUACUCAUAUCAAUCGAACACAAAUGAAUUUAAGUGAUCGACAAUAUUUUAUCAACGUACAUUCAGUCAUUCAUAAUCAACUAUCAGCUCCACAAUUCGAAAACCUCAUUAAGAGUGGAUUUAUACAAGCUCGAAUAACUAAUGAAACAAUUGGACAGAUCGAAAAACCAAAAGACAUUUGUUUCAAAUUUUAUGAUUUAUACUGUCCAUCCCAAGAUUUGUGA